Molecule: messenger RNA, 699 nt
Organism: Zygotorulaspora mrakii
Lineage: Eukaryota; Fungi; Ascomycota; Saccharomycetes; Saccharomycetales; Saccharomycetaceae
Gene: CAT5
Product: putative monooxygenase CAT5
Exons: 1
Coding region: 1-699 (232 amino acids)
Biological process (GO): ubiquinone biosynthetic process
Cellular component (GO): mitochondrial inner membrane
Molecular function (GO): 3-demethoxyubiquinol 3-hydroxylase activity
Source: RefSeq, a predicted model, not a curated record
AUGUUACGUAAUAGCUUUCCUAGAAUAUCAAAACGUCAAUUCAGUCGUUUGUCAAGUUUACGGGCAACAAAUGCAACCUCUAAAGAGCCAACCAAGCGUUCCCAAAAUGAAAAUAGGCAUUUCCCAUUAUCUGAGGCUCAAGCUGCAUAUCUAGAUCGUGUUGUUCGUGUAGAUCAAGCUGGUGAACUAGGUGCUGACUACAUUUACGCAGGUCAGUACUUCGUUUUGUCGAGCAAAUACCCUCAUUUGAAACCUGUUUUACAGCAUAUGUGGGAUCAAGAAAUACACCAUCAUAAAACGUUUAAUAGCUUACAGGUCAAGAAAAGAGUUAGACCUUCUUUAUUUACACCUAUAUGGAAGCUAGGUGCCUUUGUAAUGGGUGCUGGAACAGCCGUAAUUUCUCCACAAGCAGCAAUGGCAUGCACUGAAGCAGUAGAAACGGUAAUUGGGCGUCAUUACAACCAACAGCUUCGCUGUUUAACGAAUCAGUUUGAUUUAAAAAAAGCGAAUGGCUCAGUUUCAGUUCCUCCAGAGGUUAAUAGUCUCACAGAAACCAUUAGGCAAUUUCGAGAUGAAGAACUGGAACAUUUGGAGACUGCUAUUGAACAUGACUCAAAGAAGGCUGUUCCUUACAUGUUAUUGACGGAAGGUAUUAAAGGGAUCUGCAAGGCUGCAGUUUGGACUGCAGAGAGGAUCUAA